AUGUCUGAUACUCUUUCUCUCCGUGGAACACUCGAAGGCCACUCAAACUGGGUGACAGCUAUUGCCACUACAUCGGAAAAUCCUGAUAUGAUUUUAUCUGCUUCCCGUGAUAAAACCAUAAUCGUUUGGAGUUUAACUCGGGAUGAGACUAAUUAUGGGGUACCUAAGAAAGCUCUCACAGGUCACAAUCAUUUUGUACAAGAUGUGGUCAUUUCUUCCGAUGGUCAAUUCGCUUUAUCCGCAUCAUGGGAUAAAACCCUUCGCCUCUGGGAUUUAAACAAUGGGACGACAACUCGUCGUUUUGUGGGUCAUGACAAAGAUGUUCUUUCUGUAUCUUUUUCGCCUGAUAAUCGUCAAAUUGUGUCGGGUUCGAGAGAUAAAACCAUCAAAUUAUGGAACACGCUUGGAGAAUGUAAAUUUAACAUUCAAGACGACGGUCAUUCCGAAUGGGUUUCAUGUGUGAGAUUCUCACCAAAUCCAUCAAACCCAGUUAUUGUGUCAUGUGGUUGGGAUAAGCUUGUUAAGGUUUGGGAACUUACUAAAUGCAAGCUUCGAACCAACCACAUUGGUCACACUGGAUACAUUAAUACUGUAACCAUUUCACCAGAUGGUUCACUUUGUGCUUCAGGUGGAAAGGAUGGAAUUACGAUGUUAUGGGAUCUUAACGAGGGUAAACAUUUGUAUUCAUUGGAAGCUGGAGAUAUUAUCAAUGCAUUAGUUUUCAGUCCAAACCGUUAUUGGUUGUGUGCUGCUACCGCAUCAUUCAUUAAGAUUUGGGAUCUUGAAACCAAGACUGUCGUUGAUGAUCUCAAACCAGAUUUCACGGAAACGG
Funneliformis mosseae is the source of this 832-nucleotide messenger RNA. The record is from the annotation of a GenBank genome assembly. Lineage: Eukaryota; Fungi; Glomeromycota; Glomeromycetes; Glomerales; Glomeraceae.